AUGGCGUCCCCGCACUCCCCGGCUGCCUCCAUUGGCAGUUUCGACAACGGCCCGCCCUCGCUCGAACAGCUCGUUGCCCACUUCGUCAGCGCCAAGCGCUCUCUGGCCUCCAUCCACCAUGUCUGGCGCGCCAACGAGGUCGUCACCCAGGCGCGCCAGCUGCUGGAAGUCGACGCCGUGCUUACCAGCAAGAUAGCCUUCCUCGGCCGCGGGCUCGACGAGCAGACCAAGACACUGAGAACACUGCGCUACGGCGUCGAUAUAGUGGGUGUAGAGGGGCACGACGAGUUCAAGGAAAUGCUGACCAACCUCGACGAAUCAUCGCACCAUCUGCACAACACUCUCCGCUUGCUGAAGGAAACACCGAUCCACACCACCCUUCAGCCGCCGGGCACGCCUCAGAAAUAUCUGUUCGAUUUCAUCGACUCGUCCAGCGUCGACGAUCUCGAAGCGUCGCUACGCGGCUGCAUAGACCGCACCAACGAGGCCGACUCGGUGCUGGCAGAGACGAUCGACGCGUUCGGGGCAUCGCUGGCACGCCUCGAUGAUGCCAUCGACACCUGUCCACCGCCUCCAGAUCCCUCGCCCUCGCCCCUGCCGCCCUCGUUCCGCCAGCUCGAAGGUCAUGCCACCGAGACAGCAUCGCUCCUCCAAUCCCUGGUCCGCCACUACGACCUUUGUGUCACUGCGCUCAAACACACGGAAGGAGGCAACGAGGCCGCGACGCGAGCCGCGUCUGACGAGUCCCCACUGCCGAGCUCGAACGAUCUGCCCCACGACCUAGACCCGAAUCUGCACGUCAACCUCGACCAACUGGACAUCGAUGUCGCGAGCCUGAGACCAGAUGCCCCACCUCCGCCGCCGAUGACGGAGGCCGAACGCGCGGAUAUGCUGGCCGUGCUGGCGAAUGAUGCUGCAGAAGUUGACGACGUGGUGGCAGAAAUUCGAGAUCGGGUGUCCGACAUGGAAGGCCUCGCGGCUGAGAUGGCCGGUCACAUCGAGGCUCUUCAGGCUUCAUACUCGGCACAUCUUCAGGCCUUUCGCCUCAUGGUCGAUGUUGGCAAAGAGGUUCCUGAACACCUUGCCAGUUGCCGCACCUUCCAGGCCCGCUGGGGAGAAGAGAAAACCAAGAUUGAAGAGGGUAUGUUGGCUCUUGAGGGUCUUCGAGAAUUUUAUGAUGGUUUCUUGGAUGCAUACGAUGGGUUACUCGUCGAGGUGGAUAGGAGGAGGUCGGUGAGAAUCAAGAUGGAGCAAUAUGCGCGGGACGCUUUGAGGAAAAUCGAGCGGCUCUACGAAGAUGACCUCGCCGCGCGCAAUACCUUUCACAUCACGCAAGGCGAGCAUCUACCCUCAGACAUUUGGCCUGGUCUCGUAGAUCCGCCUCCCCGCUACGAGCUCGUGGUGUCGGCCGACCGCGAGACGCCGCCCUCUGCAGCCAUGGCUGGAGAGAAACAGAUCAGGCAACAGGCCGCGAUUGAAGAGAUGGAAAAGCGUAUCCGUGACAUCAGCAUCCCUGCGCUUCCAGACGAUGUGGUCGACGGAGCCAUCCGCCGCAUGGAAGAGCGACGAAUGUGA
Messenger RNA from Diplodia corticola, 1575 nucleotides. RefSeq names its product kinase activator. The transcript has 3 exons. Gene Ontology annotation, biological process: piecemeal microautophagy of the nucleus; activation of protein kinase activity; autophagy of peroxisome. Bases 1 to 1575 code for a protein of 524 amino acids. NCBI's taxonomy places the organism in Eukaryota, Fungi, Ascomycota, Dothideomycetes, Botryosphaeriales, Botryosphaeriaceae. The record is from RefSeq and is a predicted model, not a curated record. Gene Ontology annotation, cellular component: phagophore assembly site; Atg1/ULK1 kinase complex. Gene Ontology annotation, molecular function: molecular adaptor activity; protein kinase activator activity.